Messenger RNA from Schizosaccharomyces cryophilus OY26, 1819 nucleotides. Its product is annotated as histone H4. The record is from RefSeq and is a predicted model, not a curated record. The transcript has a single exon. Bases 230 to 1735 code for a protein of 501 amino acids. Gene Ontology annotation, cellular component: kinetochore. Gene Ontology annotation, biological process: kinetochore assembly; chromosome segregation; mitotic cell cycle. Gene Ontology annotation, molecular function: protein heterodimerization activity; DNA binding. NCBI's taxonomy places the organism in Eukaryota, Fungi, Ascomycota, Schizosaccharomycetes, Schizosaccharomycetales, Schizosaccharomycetaceae.
GCCAUGUUCCAAACAUAUCUUCCUACUUUGAAUUUUCCAUGCAGUCUUUACACCUCAUUUUUAUAAACCAUGAAUACUGGAAAUGUCCAGAGUGAAAACUUUCGGUUUGUUUUAGCUUUUCUUCUGUCUUGAAGAAUAAAAAAAUAAAGAAAUACUACUAUCAACUUUAUACGAAUCUAGAUAGACUGUGCAUAAUUUUUGUAACCGGUUUGUUGUCCAUAUUCUCAAAAUGAAUAACCCCGGAUUGGAAACACCAAUUCGAAGUACGUCUUUUAAUCACUUAAUGGGUACUUUGUCCCAAAAAAAACUCUUUACGCCUUCUAGAAAUCGAACUAGUUUGUCAUCUGCUCAGAGAACUGUGACACCACACAAGCAACGAGCUUUGGCCAGAAAAAGUGCUCUCCAUAGAAGGAAGAGUAACAUUCCUUCUAAUAAAACACCGCGAGACAUACUUAGGGUAUUGAGUCGUGCUUUGGCAAAGCAGCCAAUUCCCUCUCCAGCCGAAACCAGCGGUGGCAGCUCCCAAAAGAAGCGCCGUAGGACAUCUUCCACUAUGCCAAUAGCUCCUCCAUCUAGGAAUAGCUUAUCCAGAAGAUCUUCGGAAUAUGGAGAAGGUAGAGUUGAUGCAGAAGAGGCUGACUUGACUGUACAAUCCAUUGAAGCACCACGGCGCUACUCUGCGCGAAUGAGUGACAUAUUUACUCCAGAUUCUCGAAGAUUUAGCAACAUUCAGAAUCCAUAUGCUUUUUCCAAGUCUUUGGAAACCGGUUAUAAUCAUGUGCAAGAGAGUGCUUUGAGUAAUUCUCCCGACCAGCUUUUAGACGUUGGAGAUGAUAUUCCUGUUUUUCGUCUUCCAUUGAGUGAUUAUGAAACAGCUGAUGCUGAAGAAGAAACACCUUCUACGCAGAGAGCAAAUACAAACUUGAACCAGUACCAAAGCCCUAUAUUUACACUAAACUCUGACCUUCUUGAGAACGAGGCUUCCUUUUCCAAAGAAUCGGUCGAAGGCCGUCAUUCCAUACACAAUCCCUCAAUCACUGAACCCCGGUUUCAGGAAGGUGAGGAAAGGCUUUCAAAAAAUGCGGGUGACGAAUCUCCUACACCUAGAGCAUUUGCAGAACAUGAUAGCAUUCAAGAAAUGGAAGAGCAGCAAGUUCCCGAUGCUGAAUCCCAUGAAAUAGAUGAAAUGCAAGGAAAUACCUCACCAAUCUCGGAACCUGUACUAGAAGACAGUUUGAAACAGCAGCACAUACCUGAUGUUGAACCCUUGGGAAGAAAUGAAAUGCAAGGAAAUACCUCACCAAUCUCGGAACCUGUACUAGCUGAUCUUACUGAAGAAGAUCCCCCAGUUAACGAAGAAAUUAAUAUACUUGAACAAAAUAUAAACUUGCUUGACAAAGAUGGUUUCAAGAAGCCAAAACGGAGAUCCCGUAAAUCUUCUUCAGCAACUUUACCUGAUUCGAACUUACGAAAAUUAGCAAACGCCUAUUCAAGAAAAAAUAUUUCAUCAAGUGUCAUUGAAGAGCUCUCAUCAGUAUCUGAGCAUUUUUUCAAGCAGGUCGCAGAGGAUUUGUCAGCUUACGCAGAUCAUGCACAUAGAAAGACCAUUGAAACUGAUGAUGUUUGUUUACUAUUGAAACGGCAAAGGAAGAUACAGGACAAGGUUUCUCUUAUGGCUCUUCAACGCUCCUAUUUAUCUAGGGAAAUUAGACCUUUGCCGUCUAGAAAGCGCUAAUGUCCCAAAUUUAUGAAUUUAUUUUUAAUGUUAGUUAGCUUUUGUAUAUUAUGAUAUUUUAUUUUUUCCCUUAGAAAAUUGCAC